AUGACCGAUCGCCGCCGUCGCCCGGCAACCCUCAGCGUGUCUCGUCUCGUCAGCAGGACCUUUGCCGGAAGUGAAGCAGCAAAUCCCCGCCGGCUCCUUUUCAGCGAACAGAGACAGCCCAUUCCAACGGGUUUCACCGUUGACUUCGAGCAGCCAUCUCCCCGUCGGCUUCUUUUCCGAGCAGCAGCAGCCCCGUCGUCCGGCAGCGAGCAGCUGACGACUUACGAGCACCAGCGACUGGCUUCCUUUUCAACGAGCAGUGGCCGGGCAGCAGCUAAACCGAGUCCUUUCUUGUUCUGUUUCUACCCUGGAAGAGUUUCGGCCUGCAGACCCCAGCCGCUGACCGCCGUGUUCCGGCCAGGACGCAAAGCUCACGAAUCCGUGCCGUUGUCCAUUUCUGCAGCAGCUUUGCUUUCGGUUUUGUGCAGUUUCCAUUUCGACAUUGUAACAUACAAGUUGCUUCUUGGAGUCUUUGCCGACGUGCAAAUGGAAGUUCGAAUAGGAAAUUUCAUGAUACAACUUGUACUUAUAUUUCUUAUCACCAUUGGAUCUACGAGUUAUGGACAGACGGAUUACCUGGACCGAUACAUAGCAAAGAGUUAUUUCGAACAAUAUGAUACUUUAGUAAAAGAAGAAUUCAACAGUUUCAUAGCAAAUGAAAUUCCACUUGGAUUGUCCCGCGUAAUUGAAGAUAAAAACUACAUUUUGCCCAAACUGUCCAGUCUACAUCGACUCGUAAUUGGUGAAGGCUCUCAUCGUCAUUUGUCCACUUCUCUCAGAUUUAAGUUGCAACGUAAACUUAAAUCCCAUUUGACUGCACAGUCUUGUGAAGUCAUAAUCAUUGAAAGACUGCCUUCCGGAGUCUUUGCAGAUCCUUUUGAGCUGCAGCAUCUUGUCGAACGUGGUGUGUUCACUGAUGCAGCCGUAUUUGGUGACAAAAAUUUAGAAUUACCCUCAUUUCGCUCAAAUCAAUCGGUCGUCGAGAUACACAUGAGCAUAGCUUCUAAAGUACUGUCAAAAACCGAGGAUGAUUCAGAAGUCAACUUGGAACUUCCUUUACAUGCACGAUAUCAGCCUUUAGGACAUGGCUUCUCGAGGGUCGAGUUUGGGCAACCCGAUGUGUUUAUCUGCUGCGGCCUUAAGCUUAAGGUGCCUGAUAUGAACUGUAUGCCCUUUCCUAUUAGCGAUAUGCUGCAGAAUAACUGUAGCCCCGUUAUUUGGGAAAUACCGUGUGGGUCCCAUGAACAUGCAGGGCUUGUAUCUGCUGUUACUUUUGGAUUCGCAAUUGUUGCUGCUAUGAUUAUUGUCUUGGUGUCCGUUUGUUAUUCGGAUGGUCGAACAUCGAACAAACCAAAACUAUCUUGA
Molecule: messenger RNA, 1365 nt
Organism: Striga hermonthica
Lineage: Eukaryota; Viridiplantae; Streptophyta; Magnoliopsida; Lamiales; Orobanchaceae
Source: the annotation of a GenBank genome assembly